CUCGUACAUCCAGUGACGGUGCUACUGCUGGCAUUCUGCACGCAGCUCAUAUUCGGCUUUCCGGGAAACCCGAGAUCACCUCGGUGUGACCAUCUCUACACACCACGUCCAAUAUGAGGCCACAGCUCCUCUUCACCCUCGCCCUGGUCCUCUUCCCGCUCGCCUCGUCUUCCACCUCGUCCCUAUCUUCAUCACACCCAGUUCCGAGAAACUACGAUACCCACCACUACUAUUCCCUCGAAACCUCGCCUCAUACGACACCCGAACAAGCGAAGAAAUUGGCCAGCGAGGUCGGAGCGGAAUGGGUCGAACGGAUAGGUCAGUUGGAUGGGCAUUGGUUGGUCCGUAGCGAGAAGGAGUGGGCAACAAGACGGGAUGAACUCGGCGAGAGUCUUGAACAUGCGGUGAUCAGGCGUUGGAAGGAGAAGGAACGGAGAUCCAAGUCGAUGGGACUAAGACGGAAAGGCCACGGUCUGAAGGGUCGGUCAGGGCCUGGUCAUGAUGUUCCCAGUACCACCCGGAUCAAGGACAUCUCCCACCUCCCCAUUCGUCAACGUGUUAAACGACAACAUUCCCCAUCUCCAGUGACCUCCGACCCGCCUCAAAACCUCACUGAACUCAAUUACGUCCAGACGCAACUUGGGCUCGCCGACCCUCUCCUUCCUUCUCAAUGGCACUUGGUGAACACCCAGUUGCCCGAAGUAGAGUUGAACGUUACCGGGGCCUGGGGGGAGGGGAUUACAGGACAGGGGGUGACGGUAGCUAUCAUCGACGAUGGGCUGGAUAUGGAUAGCGACGAUCUGGCUGGAAACUUUUUUGCAGAAGGUUCCUACGAUUUCAACGACCACGACCCCUUGCCCCGCCCUCGUCUUUCCGAUGACCAGCACGGGACUCGUUGUGCCGGAGAGAUCGCCGCGAUUCCCAACGAUGUCUGCGGAGUAGGUGUCGCUUACCGUAGCAAGAUCUCGGGGAUCCGGAUCCUUUCGGCUCCGAUCUCUGAUGCCGACGAGGCCGCGGCGCUCAACUACGAGUUUCAGAAGAACGACGUCUAUUCCUGUUCCUGGGGACCACCCGACGAUGGGAAAUCCAUGGACGCUCCGGAAGGUCUGAUCUUGAAGGCCAUGGUCAACGGGGUCCAGAGGGGACGAGGGGGCAAGGGGAGCGUCUUCGUCUUUGCAGCCGGAAACGGGGGUGGACUGGACGACCAGUGCAACUUUGAUGGGUAUACCAACUCGAUCUUUAGCUUGACGAUCGGGGCGGUGGACAGGAAGGGGCUUCACCCUUAUUACUCGGAAAUGUGCGCGGCGAUGAUGGUCGUCGCGCCGUCUUCUGGGAGCGGGGAUCACAUCCACACGACGGAUGUCGGGAAACGUUCCUGCACUUCGGCUCAUGGUGGAACGUCCGCCGCAGCUCCUUUAGCCGGAGGAGUGGUCGCCCUCGCCCUUCAAGUCCGACCGGAACUAUCGUGGCGGGACGUGCAACACGUCCUGAUCCACACGGCCGUCCAUUUCAACCCGGAAGAUCCGGAUUGGGAGAAGACGGCCAGCGGGAGGUGGUUCAGCUACAAGUAUGGGUAUGGGAGGAUCGACGCAGGAAGGGUUGUAGAGGAGGCGAGGAAGUGGGAGUUGAGGAAACCGCAGGCUUGGUUUGAUUCGCCGGCGAUCUUUUUGGGGGAGAGGGAGAGGCCCGUUACGCCGACGGACGACGAUCAGGACGAGGGGCAGGACGAACAAGGGGAAGACGAGCAGGGGGAACAAGCGGAGAAGAGGCAAGAGGCUGAUUUGGGGGUGGACGAAGACGACGGAGCACCGACGGUCGCGACUCCGGAUCAGACGACGAACGAGACGGACCCGAUCGCCAUCGAGACUCCUACCGUUCAAGCCGGUCUGCUCAUCACCGAAUCGGGCAUCGAAUCCUCUUACGAAGUCACCCAAGACAUGCUGGACGAUUUCAACUUUGAGACGCUCGAACACGUCACUUGCCGGGUCUGGAUCGAUCAUCAGCGGAGAGGAGACGUCGAGGUCGAAUUGACGAGCCCGAAUGGUAUUAGGAGCGUUUUGGCCAGGCAGAGGAGGUUUGACGAGGAUGCGAACGGGUUGCAAGGGUGGAAGUUCAUGUCGAUGAAACAUUGGGGCGAGGACCCGGUGGGUAUCUGGAAGAUCCAUGUCAAGGACAUGGUGAAUCCGGACAAGGUGGGGUAUUUCAAGAGCUGGAGUCUACAGCUCUGGGGAGAAGUCGUCGAUCCGGCCAAGGCCAAACACUGGAGUCCGGCCGAAUUCGGCGAAUCGGACGAGGAACAGACCGGGUCCAAACCUAGCGGGACCGUCUCGCAAAAGCCUAAACCGACGGACCAUCUCCCUGACGACCAUGGGAGCGCCGAGGGGGAAGCUCAUGAGCCCGGGUUGGCACAUACUAAACCGACGAGCGAGCCCGACGUCGUUACCGGACCUGGGGCUGACGAGGCGGUCGUCAAUGAGGAUGGAAGCAUCGACUAUGGCUCGGACAAGGAGAGCUGGUACGACUCGGGAGUGCAUGCCGUCAAGGAGCACAAGACUUGGUUGGCGGGAGGCGGGGGAGUGUUCCUCUUGGCCAUCAUCGCGGCCGGUGGGAUCUUUUGGUUCAUGCGGGUCCGACGCAAGAACAAGAUGAUGCAAGAACUCUCGGUAGAGCGGGGUCAGUACGCGCCGGUCGCGGAAGAGGUACCUAUGGGCGUCUUGGGGUCGAGGAACCGCAGGUCGACAGAACCGGGUAGUAAGGACCUGUACGACGCCUUUGCGGAGAACGACCUGACCGAGGACGAAGAUGACGACGAGGACGAUGAGCGGCGUGGGCUCAAGUAUCACGACGAUUUCCUCGAGGAUGGGGACGAUGACGACAAGCCGUCAGGGAGCGGGAGCGGGGGCUACCGGGAUGAGGGCAAACGGACAUCUCCAGAGCAAGGGAGUAGCAGUACAUCGUCCUGGCAGGAUGCCGACCCUCGAGCGAGGUCGCCGGCAGGAUUACGCUAGCGAUUUCUUCUUGAUUUGGCUGUGAACGGUGUACCUUGUGUUUGUCAGCGUGCGAUGCAUCCUUAUAGAUUUGUCCGGAUACCAUGUCAUCGCUCCAUGCUACCUUCUCCUGGAGGACGAUCAAAGGAUGAGGUUGAAUGAUGCCGUGCCGUACGUCGUCAUUCGAGUUCGGUCACCGCGCGGAAGGGACCAACGGACGUCGAUCGUAAUAUGG
Molecule: messenger RNA, 3222 nt
Organism: Filobasidium floriforme
Lineage: Eukaryota; Fungi; Basidiomycota; Tremellomycetes; Filobasidiales; Filobasidiaceae
Product: putative Kex protein
Exons: 3
Coding region: 114-3008 (964 amino acids)
Biological process (GO): protein processing
Cellular component (GO): trans-Golgi network; Golgi membrane
Molecular function (GO): serine-type endopeptidase activity
Source: RefSeq, a predicted model, not a curated record